UCGUGCCGAGUUAUGGGUCAUUUUGCGGUAACUGUGCAAGGCAAUUACAUAACUCUACCAGAGCCUAAAUGUGAAGGACUACCACAACAUUUAGGGUGUGUGCGGAAACUGAAAUUUAAUUUAUGAUAAUUCAGUUAACACAAACCUGACCAAGCAACGAUUAUCAUCAUUAAAGUAUUUUUCAUUUUUUUUUUUAAAUUUUACAGCUUGAAUCUAAAAUCAGUGUCACAUACAACGCUUUUCCUCUACAAAUUGUUCCCUCUUAAGUUAAUAUGUAAGGUUUUUAAGGGUGUUUGAUUAAUUUUGGCACCUGUUAAGCGAACAGAUUUGUAAUCCUUCCAAUGACGGCCGCUUGAGUUUAGUUUUCAAAUCCUGUCUUUGUUUUAAUUAGUAUGACGUAUUCUAUAUUGACGAGAGAAGACAAAAAAAAACAUGUUUAUUAAUUUUCAUUCUGAAAGUUCUCUUUUUUCAUCGUUUUUUAAUAAAGUAACCUCUGUUAAAAAUUCUUUCAAUUUUCCUGAUCACAAUUUAGACCACAUCUAAUUUUCACGUAUGUGCUAUCAAGUUUCAAAACGAAAAGAAAAGUUUUUGUUGUAAAAUACUAACUCGUGAAUUAAACCCCGAGAGAUUUGCGGCCGAUAUGUUAAUCAUCUGUCCUAAUACCUAGUAUUUGAGUGGAAUGAAACACCUCAUUCAUGCAAACAAAUGGUUUUCAUCUUGUUGCACUAAUCGACGCUUUCCUACCAGCAAAAGGAGUUUUAAAAGUUUCUCGGACAUCAGAACAGAGAGGGUGAGUUUCACUACCAACUAGAGACUUAUAAAGCCUAAGACUGUUAGGACAGCGGGAGCACUCCGUGCGAAUUAUCUCUCUCUCGAUUUCAAAACUUGAAGGAAGGGCUAAGUCUCAAAGGCAAGACUUGGUUUGACUACUUAGUUUCACUUAAAUCAUAACAAAGGAAAGAAAUUGAUAAUUAAAGCUUACUACCAAAGACGCCUUUUUUCUGCGCGUAGUUCAUAUCUGUAAACUCUCACGACGAUUGGACGAAUUCGGUUGCGAUUCCGUUCUACAAAAAUCAACAGAAAACAAAAAGCCGUAAAGUUACAAAAAAAAAAAAAAAAAAGAGUCCUCGACUUCACCUUUGAACUUAAAUGUCACGCACAUCGUUCGAGCGACAAAAUUGUCGCGAAUAUUUCUUUAUAACUGCGGAGAAGUUUGAAUUUUGUAAAUACGAUUAACCUCUUCGACGAAAGCCGUGAUACAUUAGCAUACGUCACCGUUCGCCCAGUUUUAAUUAGGAUUGCACUGUAUUGUACAGGGUUACCACAACAGACAUGAAGGUGUUAAUUACUCGCACAAAAUAAAACAAUCCGUACAGUUUCUUCCAAGCAGGUUUUUUUCUGAAAUGGUUUACAACAAUACGAUUUAUGAAAAACAAUUCUGCAACCGAGCACCAGGCUAGGAAACGAAGACAGCAUUCGUAAAAAAAUAAUAACCUUGGAAAAAAAAGCGCCGGGAGAAAAUAGAUGGAGUAAUCUGUUUUUAUUUUUGGAAAUUUUCUUCAGUUGUUCUACUCUAUGGUCGGAAUCAGCAUUUUCAGAUUAGCUCACACGCAGUUCUUUAUCAAUUGGAUCCGAUUUUACCUACGUGAAGUACACGAUAUCAAACUGUUCGAAGGAGUGAGUCUUCUGCUUUGAAAAACAGGUCGGUUUGGUAUCUAAUGGCUAAACUAACAUCCAUGAUUCUCUUCACAGGAAUGAGGAGACUCAAUUCUUCAUUCACUUUGAACUAUUCAACGACACGGUCGAAUUUAUCCGAUUGGAUCCCAAAUGAGCAGAACAUCUCAUCAGGGAUCAUUAUUCAGUCUGUGUUCCUAGCCCUGGUGAUAAUUGUCGGUGUGGUCGCUAACUCCCUGGUUUGUCUUGUGAUUUACAAGCGAAGAAAUCUUCACACGGUCCUCUACAGUUUCCUGGUGAGCCUCUCCGUGUCUGAUCUUCUUCACUCCGCUCUCAAGAUGCCUACAACCAUGCUAUCCACUCUACACAUCCGCUGGUAUCCUCAUCCGUCAUUCUGCUACAUCACCACUCCCUUUGGCGUCCUUUUUGGUGCCGCCACGGUCUUCAACUUGUGCGCAGUCGCUCUAAACCAGUACUUUAUCAUCUUAAAACCACUUCUCUACCCCAUGGUCAUGACAGCCAGGCAUGCGCGUUACGUCAUCGCCGGCCUUUGGGCGGGAAGCAUAGUGAUCUCUCUUCCGCCGAUAUUCUGGCGCUCAGCUGACACCAUUUGCAAAAGCGGAGCAGUCUCCAACGACAACUAUCUUUCUGAAGUGCUUUAUUUAUCGGCCUUGUGGACAUUUGUGGUCAUUAUUCCAACCGUCGUCAUGGGUAUAAGCUACACCAAGAUUUUUUUAGAGGCGCGUCGCCAAAUUUUCAAAAUGAGAGAAGGUACUCAACUAAACGGCGAGUUACGUGCGUCCCACACGCGCAGAAAGGAAUUUCGCGCUGCAGCGCUGCUUGCUUUAGUCGGUGGCAUUUUCAUAUUGUGCUGGCUACCGUUUUUCGUUGUUCAAACUUUACACAAAUUCUCCGCUGCAAACAUUGCACCAUUUUAUUUUCGUCUAUUCCUUUGCGUCAUGUACUCAAAGUCGGCAAUCAAUCCGUUGUUGUACACUGCUCUGAACAAAGAACUAAGGAAAGCGUUAAUUCAGUAUUUGGGUCUUCAAAAGAAAAUCUCUCAUGACAGUAAAGCUCGGGUACUGAAUACUCGAAUGAGCAAUCUCAAGAAUGGGUUAAAUCAACACGAAAGCCUUUUGUAAAUAGGUGGCGAUGUCAAUAGCACAAUAAUUUUAAUCUUACAAUAAGCAUAUUUAGUAUUUGUUUCAAGGCAGCGUUCUCUGGGAAGAAAACACGUAAAAUUUGGUGAACUUGAAAGAAGAAAUGUUAAAGCCUUAAAUUCCCAAGAUCUGGUACUUAAUUCUCCUCUCUAGCUGCUACGAAAUUCCUUAUAGAAUAGUUACAAGAAUUUGGUGUUAGAUCAAGUUAAACACUUCUGCUUGAUGAGUUUGAGUAUUCUCACUACCUGUUUUCUGGAUAAUGUAUGGAUGUUAUAGGAAGAAGUUACAUGUUCAUAACUUCCGCGAAUUAAAGGGUUAAACACCCCGCGAGUAAAAAGUUGAUA
This is a messenger RNA of Pocillopora damicornis (cauliflower coral), 3178 nucleotides long. RefSeq names its product alpha-1A adrenergic receptor. Gene Ontology annotation, cellular component: membrane. The record is from RefSeq and is a predicted model, not a curated record. NCBI's taxonomy places the organism in Eukaryota, Metazoa, Cnidaria, Anthozoa, Scleractinia, Pocilloporidae. Gene Ontology annotation, molecular function: G protein-coupled receptor activity. Gene Ontology annotation, biological process: G protein-coupled receptor signaling pathway.